Messenger RNA from Alternaria arbusti, 876 nucleotides. RefSeq lists its product as uncharacterized. The coding region runs from base 1 to 876 and encodes 291 amino acids. The record is from RefSeq and is a predicted model, not a curated record. NCBI's taxonomy places the organism in Eukaryota, Fungi, Ascomycota, Dothideomycetes, Pleosporales, Pleosporaceae. The transcript has a single exon.
AUGGUCCGCAAAUACUGCAAAACCAAGUUCGAUGGCGCCGAACAAAUCGCGGCUGCCACGGCAGACAAGGAGAGGGCCACUCAGAAGGCCGAAGCCCAAUUCCAUGCCCGCCAAGCCCCCUCCAGUCAUGCUAUUGUUACGUUUCACCGAAACAGGAACGGCGAUAUGUUCAAGAUCAUCGUCAACGGCAUGGGGUGGACGGAAGAGCCAGUUCCUGCCGAGAAGCAGGAUUUGGCGUUUGGCCACGUUUGGCUGCCUACUUGGCCGAAAGGGAACGCAGGGCCUUACAACCACUGGUCUGAAUAUGGCCAGAAUCAGUCCGAGUUCAUCCUGGUCAUGGAUGCGGAUAUUGGCUUCAACGAGGUCAAUAUAGGUUUGACUGAAGAGAUGAGAUUCCUCCAGCUUAGGGAGGUCAGACUUUUGGAGAAUCCCCUCGGAAAGUUUUUCGAAGGCGUUGCGUCGACUUCUCUCGAUCCAGCUCGAGAGUACUUCACGAUGGCCCCGGAUGGUAGUAUCCAGGCACAUCCUGCCCCUGCUCCCGCCCCUCAAGAGCAGCCCGGCAACCCCGCUGGAGACUUCGUUGGUCUGAGCGGCGACCAACUCGCGGAGAUCCCGUUGUAUGAGGACGACAUGGGAGUCGAGCCCUCCUCUCUUCCGUCGUCUGGUCCUAGUUUUGGAGGACCCGACUUUUUCUCUGGCAGCGACAAGUCUACCCCUUCGUCGGAACCCCCGACUAACAGCACGUUUGCCGGCGACAUGGCUCCUGGAUGGUACGAGCCGCUACCUACCGCUGCGUUUGACGCCGACAUGGCUGCUAACGGCCUCAGCCCAAUGCCGUUCGAUCCGUAUGCCGGCUUCAUGCCCGCGAAGCCAUGA